This is a messenger RNA of Pocillopora verrucosa, 5063 nucleotides long. RefSeq lists its product as uncharacterized. The record is from RefSeq and is a predicted model, not a curated record. Lineage: Eukaryota; Metazoa; Cnidaria; Anthozoa; Scleractinia; Pocilloporidae.
CACGUUUUCAUUAGACAUCACUUUCAAAACGCACCAUGAAUUUUCACUUUUAUCUGCUUUCGAUAAUCGUAUUUACGUCGAUAUCAAGAAAAAGUGACGGACUCUUCAUGGAAGAGCCUCGGACUGAAAUAGAAUAUCAGCCAAUAGGGGAAGUCGAACGGAAAGAGAUUAACGAGUCAUCUGCAUCAGAAGUAUCCAACAACCCACUUCCAGCUGAGCCCGAGCAUGCUCAAGUUGUCAGUACAGAGCACGUGACAAAUAUAGAUCCAUCUAAGACUUCCAUGCCUGCAUCAGCCUCUAUUCAGCUUCCUGGGGUACCACCAGUGAGUGGUAGGCCCCCGGGUAGCGAAAAGGAACCACUUCCCCCUCCUUCCGUUGAGCCAGAGCCACCUGUGGUACAACAACCGCAACCUCCAGUCCCUUUGACGGCAGCAUCGACAUCGACCACUGCUGGGUGCCAUAAAGUGAUGGACUUAGGAAUCCUUAUGGACUCCUCUCAUUACAUCUCUCCGUCGCUUUGGGAAGAAGAGAAGUCAAUUGUUGUGACUCUUAUGGAUAAACUUGACAUAACUCUUCUUGGAACACAUAUGAGUGUAAUGACACUUAGUUCAGAGGUGGAAUUUCCGAUCCCAUUCAAUGGAUACAGGGACAAGGUUGAUCUAAAGAGGAAAAUAGCAGAGUUGCCUUAUAAUUACCACUCUGGAUUGUCUCGGGUAGAUCUUGGAUUGAGUGCAGUCAAGGAGCGAAUGUUUGAUCCUCGGGUUGGAGUUAGGGCCAAAGUGCCAAGGGCUCUUUUGAUGUUUACCAACGGACUAACAGACGGAUCACAAAGUGCAAAGAUUCUUCAAGCUGUCGAUGAUCUCAAAGUUGCUCAAAUAAAAGUCAUAUACGUUAAAUUGGGAAAUGUAACAAAUCAAGAUUUCUUAACGACUGCAAGAAAGAAUUCUUUGGUGUUCAGCGAGAAUGACAUUGAUGGGCUUUCAGGGGCGUUACUGGAUACAUGUGUUGAAAUCUGCAGCAGUGAAAAGAGUACAAAACCAGUUACAUUAGCAGCAUCAGUACCACCCCUUGCACCUACACCUUCUCCUUGGCCUGCCACUCAACCUGCACCAGCUCCCUAUCCUGCACCCAUACAGCAGCCUCCUGUCCAAUGUCCAAUUCCAGGGUGCAGCUUUCCAUUGGUUUGUGUCCAAGCUUCGAUUUAUGCGACUUGUGUUCCUCCUCCUAAUCCAUCAGCAUCCACCAACAAUUCAUGUUCCACACCUGGCCCAUGCCUAACAACAGUUACCAAGACAGCGACUGACACAAAAACUUUAGUAUCAACCAGCACUCAAACAGAGACAAGUACAGCGAUUGCUACCAUAACUAACACGAAGACAACAACAAACACAGCACUGACCACACAGACUCACACACAGACAGAUGUUGUCACCGCAACUUCAACCUUGACCACUACAAAUACACAAGUAGCCACCAGCACCCAUCACACCACAGAAACAAGCACAGCUGUAACAACAAGUCACCUGCCAGUAACCAGCACGAAGACUCUGACAGCUACAAGUACAAGGAUAGUAAACACUACUGACACUCAUACUUUAACUACUACAGAUGUGAUAAGAACAACAGCGACAAGUACAAACAUUGUGACGAGAACUGCAAACAAAACUAACACACACACCUUGACAACAACUGAAACAGACACAGUGACUAGCACAGGAAUUGCAACAAGCACUUUACUCACCACAGCCACUGCAACAAACACAGUUAAUACCACUCAUCUUGCGACAAAAACAUUAACUGAAACUCUUACCACAGUAGCAACCCAAACUUCAACUUCAACGUAUAAUGCAACAAAUGUUAUUACUGCUACAACAACAUCUACAGCCACAGCCACCAGUACUGCUGUUUUGACGGCAACAAGCACUGCUAAGACAACGGAAACACUGACGGCAACUAGUACAGCAAUUUUGACCCAAACUUUGACCAAUACUCACAACCAAACUUUAACACAAACUAAAACACUUACGGCAACUUCCACCAGAGUAGUAACCACUUGUAGCGCUAACUGCACCAAAAUGGAACCAACACCCAGUCUCCCAGGCAGCACACCUACAGUGUCCUCCUCAGUGACACCAAACCCAGCAACUCCAGGCUGCACAGUAAAUUACACCAAGUUAGGUUGUUUCAAAGAUGACAGAAAGAAACCCCGCCCAUUACCAGAGCUGCUUUUCACUGAUCGCGACUCACGUAGCAAGGUCUUCAGCGGAAAGACCAUAGAUUGGAACAAUUGGAACACGUAUAUGACUGAUCUGGUUUGCCGAUGCGCUGAGGCAGCUAAAGCAAAGAAGUACAACUAUUUCAGCCUUCAGUACUUUGGCGAGUGUUGGUCUGGACCGGAAGCUGGAGAGACAUAUAACCGGGCUGGAAGUUCUGAUCAGUGUGUCACCAAAGGUUACGAAAAGUGUGAUCCCAGCGACAAAGAAGAGUGUGUCGGCGAUAAGAACGUCAAUUUUGUUUAUGGAAUCGAUGUUACAGUACCCGUGACCACUCCACCUCGGACUGCCUCUCCCGCCCCACCGGUGACAUUAGUAACUGUGUCCACACCGACACAGCCUCCUUCUCCAACAUCAGAAGUCAAACCCGAACCAACACCUAGUCGCCCAGCCACACCUACAGUGUCCUCCUCAGUGACCCCAAACCCAGCAACUCCGGGCUGCACAGUGAAUUACACCAAGUUAGGUUGUUUCAAAGAUGACAGAAAGAAACCCCGCCCAUUACCAGAGCUACUUUCCACUGAUCGCGACUCACGUAGCAAGGUCUUCAGCGGAAAGACCAUAGACUGGAACAAUUGGGACACAUAUAUGAUUGGUUUGGUUUGCCGAUGCGCUGAGGCAGCCAAAGCAAAGAAGUACAACUAUUUCAGCCUUCAACACUUUGGCGAGUGUUGGUCUGGACCGGAAGCUGGAGAGACAUAUAACCGGGCUGGAAGUUCUGAUCAGUGUGUCACCAAAGGUUACAAAGAAUGCGAUCCCAACGACAAAGAAGAGUGUGUCGGAGAUAAGAACGUCAAUUUUGUUUAUGGAAUCGAUGUUACAGGAACAGUGACCACUCCCACAAAGCCUCCUACGCCGACACCACCAGCAGAACCCUCAUGUGAUCAAGCCUUGGAUAUCGGGGUCGUCAUUGAUUCGUCAGAUAGCAUAACAUUGGAGGAUUACAACCUUUGUUUGAAGUUUGUCGCCGAUUUAGCCAAGCGUUUUAAAGUAUCUGAACAGGAGACUCAUUUCGGUGCUAUAGUAUUCAGUACAACACCUCAGCUUCAAUUCAGUUUCGCAGACAAAGAAUUUUACAAACUUAAACGCCUGAGGAAGAAGAUAAGGAGCUUCCCUUAUUUAGCAGAAGGAACUAGAACAGACUUGGCCCUUACGCUUGCUGACCUGGAGCUGUUUUCCGAGCAGGGAGGGGACCGGCUCGAUAAGCCUGAUGUUUUGAUUGUUAUUACUGAUGGAAGAACCCACCCUGUGUUAAGCAAACCGUACCCAGAGGUUUUACAACCACUUCAGGCUAAGAAUGUUAGAGUCAUAGCUGUUGGUGUCGGAAAGGAUGCGGAUAGUAAAGAGUUAACAGCCAUAGCCAUGAAUGAUAAGAAUCACGUGUUGAAGGUCGAUCAGUACAAGGAUCUAGUUAAAAUUCUUGACAUUAUUUUAAAAGAAUCGUGCCACAAAGCCACACCUCCUACCGCCAUUACAACACCUCCUCCGUCCCCUGCGAUGGCUGCUAACCUUCGUAAAUGUAACAUCGAGUACCAAAAGCUUGGCUGCUUCGUCGAUAAGCAGCCUAAGACUAGCACACUUGCUCUACCUGAAAAGAUGUUGAAGGAAGUCGUCAACUGGGAUCAGUGGAAUGUUUGGCUUCCAGAUUUUGUGUGCAGAUGCGCCAAUUUAGUUUAUGAGAACAACUAUAAUGUGUUUGGGAUUCACCUUUUCGGAGAGUGCUGGUCCGGUGUCAAGGCUGGUGAUACUUAUAAUAUGUAUGGUACAGCAGAGGAAUGUUUAGACACCAACCAACAGCAGUGUGGCGUUCAAUCAGUCAGAGAGUGCUCAGGAGACCAGAAUUCCAACUUCGUCUAUCGCAUCAUCAUCUCCCAAGGGGCACAAGUAGAACCCUCUCCUGUUCCUGAAACAGCAAAAAAGAGACAUGGAUUGAAGGAGAACUGUCUGGUGGACUUCAUCAAGAGAGGUUGUGUUAACGACUUGCAAAGUCGGAGGCCUUUGCCGCAAUUGAUGUUCACAGAUCUUGACAUUAACAACGCUAAGUUCAGCGGUUUCCCAGUGGACUGGGGAAGCUGGAAUAGUUAUAUGGAUGAUGUUGUUUGUCGGUGUGCCGAGAUUUCGCGAUCAAAAGGUUUUGAUUAUUUUGGACUGGGAAAUUUUGGUGAAUGUUGGUCAGGGAAAGGUGCUCAAAAGACAUAUGACAAAGAAAACACUUCUCCAUUCUGCAUUACAAAAGAAUUUGCUGAAUGUAAUGCAGAAGAUGAACAUGUUUGCAGUGGAAACAAAACUACUGCGUUUAUCUACAGUGUGAAAGAGAAUCACAACCCCAAGAAAGAGAAGGAUUGCUUCACCCAAUUUCAAAAUGUCGGGUGUUACGAAGACAAGCAAAUCAGUCCUCGUCCAAUACCAGAACUUAUUUUUACCGAUAUGGAUAUUAAUUCACCAAAAUACAGCGGCAAAAAAGUGCAGCUGGGGGAAUUGGACACCUAUAUUGACGACGUUCUCUGCCGGUGCGCUGAACGUUCCCAGAAGCUUGGUUACGAGUACUUUGGAGUGCAGAAUCACGGUGAGUGUUUUUCCGGAAACAAUGUUGAGCAAAGCUACAGCAAGGAUGGUUCAUCAAAGCAAUGUAUCACAAGAGACUUCCAGCAGUGCCCAGAAAUAAAACCUAGCAGCAAAGAGACUCAGCAAGACUGUAUCGGAGUGCAAGGCUCUAACUAUGUUUACCGCAUCAGAAAUUUGGCGAAAGAAAGCAAAAUGGACGCUGAGAAGUUGCAUCUAGGAAAGUGA